Molecule: messenger RNA, 417 nt
Organism: Marasmius oreades (fairy-ring Marasmius)
Lineage: Eukaryota; Fungi; Basidiomycota; Agaricomycetes; Agaricales; Marasmiaceae
Exons: 4
Coding region: 1-417 (138 amino acids)
Source: RefSeq, a predicted model, not a curated record
AUGGCCCCCGAAUCAGGUCGAGUCUACCACAUCAUCAACGCCAAAUCUGGAACAGCGCUAGACGCUGCCGAGAGUGGUGCCAUCAAUGGAUACCAACCCCACGGCGGUGGGAACCAAAGGUGGACUGUCGAAAACAACGGGUCUCAUUGGACCUUCCGAAACGACAAAGGCCAAUACCUCGGUUACAACGGUGAAGUCCGCGAAGGUCUACCCCUCACCGCGGUUAAUCAGGCUGUCGAAUGGGAUAUCUGGCCCGAUAAAAAUGAUCAAAGUCUUCAAAGAAUCUACGUACCAGGAUGGCACACCGCAAUGAAUAUCGAUCUCUCUGACCAUGGAAAUUCCAACAAUGGAACCCCUGUAACGCUAUGGGGUCAAUGGGAAGGGAGCCAUCAGGCUUGGAGGUUUGAGCAGGCUUGA